UGUUGACAGCGGAGGCUGUUGGGGAGGAGGGGGGCGGGAGCGGACCCUGAGGAGGACUCACAGACCCCCGCCCCCGGGGACCGGAACCGGAACGAACCUGGAUCCCCUCUACCCAGGGAGCCGGGCAGGGGCCUCGGGCCAGUGUCCUACACAAUGGGGCCCAAAUCUCAGCUGAAGCUUCUGGGCACUACUCUAAUACACAUAAUGGGAUGUUCAUGGAAAGGAGAAGACACAAACCACUUCAUAUCAUCUGAUGCUGAGAAUCAGAAAUGAGAGAAUAGUUCUAUUUCCCAGGGUGCUGGUGGUUAAUUCAUGGUUAUAAAGUGCUUUGAGAACCUUUGAUGAAAGCUGCUAUAGAAGAACGGUCUCAGGCACCUAACUCUGUCUCUGGCACAACCCAGAUGUCCUAAUGUCACUGUAAAUCCAGCUGGGAAUCUUCUGAGGUUGGGGGGCAGGGAUCCCUUGAAUUGAAAAGCUUCCUUCUGCCAGAGUUCCCUGCUCCCCCUGCCCACCACCGCUAUUCCCUGAAGAUGGCAUCUGACAGCCCAGAGUCGCUGAUGACAUUAUGCACAGACUACUGCCUCCGCAACCUGGAGGGAACCCUCUGCUACCUAUUGGACAACGAGACUCUCCGGCUUCACCCCGAUGUCUUCCUGCCGAGUGAGAUCUGUGACAAGCUCGUCAAUGAGUAUGUGGAGCUGGUGAAUGCAGACAGCAUCUUUGAACCCCAUGAGAGCUUCUUCACCCUGUUCUCAGAUCCUCGGAGCACCAGGCUAGCCCGAAUCCAUUUGCGGGAGGAUGUAGUGCAGGACCAGGACCUGGAAGCCAUCAGAAAGCAGGACCUUGUUGAGCUGUCCCUGAUUAACUGUGAGAAGCUGACAGCCAAGAGCCUGCAGACCCUACUGAGCUUCAGCCACACUCUAGUUUCUCUUAGCCUCUUUGGCUGCAGUAAUCUCUUCUACGAGGAAGAGAACCCAGGAGGCUGUGAAGACGACUGCCUGGUGAACCCUACUCGCCAAGUCUUGGUCAAGGACUUUACCUUCGAGGGCUUCAGCCGCCUGCGCUUCCUGAACCUGGGCCGUAUGACUGAGGGGGUGAACGUGGAGACAUUGCUUCGGCCUUUGGCCUCCCUCACUGCCCUGGAUCUCUCUGGGAUCCAGCUCAAUGAUGUGGCAUUUCUGACCCAGUGGAAGGACAGUCUGGUUUCCUUAGUGCUUUACAACAUGGACCUUUCAGAGGAGCACAUCCAAGUGAUCUCACAGCUCCGCAAGCUCAGGCACUUGGAUAUUUCCCGAGACCGCCUGUCCAGUUAUUACAAAUUCAAGCUGACCCGGCGGGUGCUGAGCCUGUUUGUGGAUAACCUGGUAAACCUCUCCUCACUAGAUAUCUCAGGGCACACCAUGCUGGAGAACUGCACCAUCUCAAGCAUUGAGGAGAAAGUGGGUCAGACAAGCAUUGAGCCAUCAAAGAGCAGUAUUGCCCCCUUCAGAGAUCUGAAACGACCGCUUCAGUUCCUGGGCCUCUUUGAGACCUCUCUUUGCCGUCUGACGCAUAUUCCAGCCUACAAGGUGAGUGGGGACAAGAAUGAAGAGCAGGUGCUGAAUGCUAUCGAGGCAUACACUGAACACCGGCCCGAAAUCACAUCCCGGGCCAUCAAUCUCCUUUUUGAUAUCGCCCGCAUUGAGCGCUGCAACCAGCUGCUGAGAGCACUGCAGCUAGUGAUCACAGCUCUCAAGUGUCACAAGUACGAUAAGAACAUCCAGGUGACUGGGAGCGCAGCCCUUUUCUACCUAACAAAUUCAGAGUAUCGGAUGGAGCAGAGCGUGAAGCUGCGGCGUCAGGUGAUCCAGGUGGUGCUGAAUGGCAUGGAGUCUUACCAGGAAGUGACAGUGCAGCGGAACUGCUGCCUGACGCUGUGUAACUUCAGCAUCCCAGAGGAGCUGGAAUUCCAGUACCAUCGUGUCAACGAGCUGCUGCUGAACAUCCUGAACCCUACUCGGCAGGAUGAGUCCAUCCAGCGCAUCGCUGUACACCUCUGCAAUGCCUUGGUCUGCCAAGUGGACAAUGACCAUAAGGAGGCUGUGGGCAAGAUGGGGUUUGUCAUGACCAUGCUAAAGUUGAUUCAGAAGAAGCUGGUAGAUAAAACAUGUGAUCAGGUAAUGGAGUUCUCCUGGAGCGCCCUGUGGAAUAUCACAGACGAAACCCCCGAUAACUGUGAGAUGUUUCUCAACUACAGUGGCAUGAAGCUCUUCCUGGAGUGCCUGAAAGAGUUCCCAGAGAAGCAGGAGCUGCACCGUAACAUGUUGGGACUUCUGGGAAAUGUGGCGGAGGUGAAAGAGCUCCGUCCACAGCUCAUGACCUCCCAGUUCAUCAGUGUGUUCAGUAACCUGUUGGAGAGCAAAGCAGAUGGGAUUGAGGUAUCUUACAACGCAUGUGGGGUUCUCUCCCACAUCAUGUUUGAUGGUCCAGAGGCUUGGGGUAUCUGUGAGCCACGCCGAGAGGAAGUAGUAGACAGGAUGUGGGCAGCCAUCCAGAGCUGGGACAUUAACUCCAGAAGAAAUAUCAAUUACAGGUCAUUUGAACCGAUCCUUCGACUCCUUCCGCAAGGGAUCUCUCCUGUCAGCCAGCAUUGGGCUACUUGGGCUCUCUAUAACCUUGUCUCUGUUUACCCUGACAAGUACUGCCCCCUGCUGAUCAAAGAAGGUGGAAUGCCCCUUCUGAAGGAGGUGAUUAAGAUGGCUUCAGCACGGCAGGAGACCAAGGAAAUGGCCCGGAAAGUUAUAGAGCACUGCAGUAACUUUAAAGAGGAGAACAUGGACACUUCCAGAUAGAGGCAAUGAUCUAACAACGCCUCUUGCCAGCACUGUAUCCAGCUUCUCUCUAAUUCACUGUAUAUAGAGAGGACUCUUUCCCACCAACUUGGCAGUUGGAAGGAACCUGUGUGUGUGUGUGUGUGUGUGUAUGUGUAUGGGUGUGUGUGUGUGAGAGAGAGAGAGACCCUCAGUAGAUGAAGGUGCACAGGGGUGGGGUGGGGGGACCUUUUGCACAACAAAUGCUUUCUUUAAAUUAGUAGGUUUUUCGUUAUGAAGUAUGGAUUGACGUUUUGUGUAUAUGAUUUCUGUAUAAAAAACAAAAAAAAUGUAUCUUUUGACCUUUUUUAGACCACAUGAGAAGCCUCAAAUGAAUGUGAGCUUGACGAUCUAGCUGUGUGAUUGAUAUUGUGACCUUUUUUUAUUUCACACCUUUAGACAAUUCCCCUUCACUAUAUUGCAUGAGGUCCUGUCAUGUCCACAAGAACAGCUAGUCCAGCAUCAUGGCCACAUCUCUACAGUGGGGUUGUAGGCACUGAUCAAUGAUCUAUUUGCCUCGAGGGGGAAAAAUAAUGCUAAGAGAUUGAGACCAAAGGAAUCCGAAUAUUUGUCAGUAGAAUAGUAAGGGGAGAAAGAGCUUUCAAGCCAUUUCAGUCAGUUUUUGUACAGGGGUGCUACUAGUGGAACCUUGAUGGAUUGUAUCAAGUGAAUCUGGAAAUUCCUUGCUGUAAAGCAUUCCCAUUAACCCUUUAAAGCCAGGAGUUUUGACUUUGCCCAGUAGCGCUACAGUGGUACCUUUCAACCAUCUGGCACCACAGAGUGAAGGAAAGGCUUGAAAAACCAGCUGUCCUGCCCUUAAGAAUGGAGGGUGUUUUCCUGCAAGGGAUACUGUGGAAUGAAGAAUCAGGUUCAUUCACAGAGGGGGCUAAUCUCUCCAGCUCUCCAUGCAAGGCCUUUUACCACCUCUUUUUUUUUAAAUUGUGUUUUCUGUGUUUUAUGGUAAAGGCUGCAAACACCAGAGGGUGAGUUUCCCCUCACCCAUGGCCAACUCUCUCUGGGACCCAGGCCAGUCACUACUGCAUGAUUUGGUGACUUUGGAAUUUGUGAGGGAUUGGGAGUUUUCUCUCUUUUCUUAAGUCUGGGCCAACAUUUGCCACGUUAAAUGGGGAUUCAAGCCUCACUGUGUAUCAAACACAUUGCAGCACAAUGCCUGAUUUACAAUGGUCCCAGGGUCUUCAUUUGUAUGACUUGCCAAGGUUUGCCUGAAAUCUAGGUCCCCCAGCAGCACAUUGUGCAACCUGCAGAACCCAAACUUGCGACCCUUCUCCUUGUCCUGGUUCUUUCACAGUUAAGAUAAUCUUCUUCCCGUAGAAAUGGCUAUGUACCCAGGAACAGCCAGGAGAGAUUUGGCCUACUUGAGCUGGGACAUUUCAGGCCACUGAGACAGCACAAUAAGCCUGUCUGUCUUUCCUCUGCUCUCUCCUCCUAUCCAUUGCGCUGUGAUUUGAUUCGCUGCUAUGGCUGAGGUUCUCCUAAUGUUCAGGGUAAAUGCUGCGGUCAUUGUGGAUGGUAUGGACAAUUCUUAGGGCCAUUAAGUGACAUUUUAAAUGACAGAACCCAGCUGCCCUGGAGAGGUUUAGUUUUUCUGCCCAGAUGGUGUUAAUGUUGUUGUUUUUUUUCCUUUUUAACCCUAUGUCAUUUGUUUUGAUGGUGGGCUUGCUUUGUUUGUUUGCUUGUUUUCCUUGUAAGUACUUUUCAAACUUAUAGAUAUAUAUACUUGUGUCACUUUU
Dermochelys coriacea (leatherback sea turtle) is the source of this 4600-nucleotide messenger RNA. RefSeq names its product zyg-11 related cell cycle regulator (gene ZER1). NCBI's taxonomy places the organism in Eukaryota, Metazoa, Chordata, Testudines, Dermochelyidae. Bases 531 to 2831 code for a protein of 766 amino acids. Gene Ontology annotation, cellular component: Cul2-RING ubiquitin ligase complex. The record is from RefSeq and is a predicted model, not a curated record. Gene Ontology annotation, molecular function: protein binding. The transcript is spliced from 19 exons.